Molecule: messenger RNA, 2349 nt
Organism: Fimicolochytrium jonesii
Lineage: Eukaryota; Fungi; Chytridiomycota; Chytridiomycetes; Spizellomycetales; Powellomycetaceae
Product: THO complex subunit 1 transcription elongation factor-domain-containing protein
Exons: 12
Coding region: 218-2149 (643 amino acids)
Biological process (GO): mRNA export from nucleus; regulation of DNA-templated transcription elongation
Cellular component (GO): THO complex part of transcription export complex
Source: RefSeq, a predicted model, not a curated record
AACCACACGUGUCAGACCACAUGGAUGGGUCAAUAUGAAUUUCCAAGCAUGUAGCAUUAUGGAUAGGACCUGCACGCCACAUAUAUAUAUAUACAUUCGAGUAGCCACUGUACACAUCAACCCAUGUAUCUACUGCACAAUCGAAUCACUUUGAUCUCUGUUGUUGAACUGUGUGAUUUUAGGUUACUGACCGUGAAUUGAGGCUGUUCGCAAAAAAAUGGAGCUGGCGGAAGGACUAGACAGGUUUGUUCAACGCUGUCGGGUGCCUAUUCAAUCUCAAGCGAAAAGUACAAGCGUUGGGAAAAGCAGAAGGGAAAACACCUCCGAGAAAUCGCAGAGAGAAAACUGUCGAAAUCAGAACAAGCGAACCUCCUCAAAUUCGGCAAAUUCGGUCGCUCCUACGGAGAGCCCAGCAACGACAUACAUACCCUUCUGUUAUUCUCACGACUGGGCAAUGUCUUUGCAGGCGACAAGGGAGGCUCUCGCGCAGGUGUUGGCGCAGGCCGCCGCGAUAUACGUCGACGACUUCAGCGAUAAAGACGCCAUCAUCAAGAAAAGCGUCCAAGAGUUGUUGACGCCGGAUACCAGUCUCUAUAUCUUCUUGAGUACAGCGUUCACUUCAGCUGCCUUGGCCUUGGUGGCUGAACAUCGAGACGACGAAGCAAAGCUCAAGGAGCCACUAUACCGGCUCCUGGAUGUUUCAUUGUGUUGCUAUGAAGCUGGCAUCCAGGACCAAUCCUUACCUUUCAACAUCUUGGAAGAUGUCCUCGAUGUGCUUACAAUCGAGGCGACGGACAUUCUUGUUGAGUAUCUGGAGACUCGGCGUCAUAGGUUGACGAUGAACAUCGACCCAACAAAAGGAAAAGGACUUGUCCUCCUUCGCAUGUGCAACGAAAUGGUCCGCCGUGUUUCGAAGACCCGAAACACUCUUCUCUCUGGGCGCAUUUUGAUGUUUAUGGCGAAUGUGUAUCCAUUAGCAGAGCGAUCAGGUGUGAAUCUCAGGGGAGAGUUCAAUGUCAAAAAUGUGACACACUACGAAGGCGAAGAUGAUCCCAUCGACGAUGAUGCGAUGGAAGUUGAUGGCAAGACGGAUGGCGCAGAAGCAUCCGUCUACAAGCGGCUUUGGAAUUUGCAGAAAUACUUUUCGAACCCCCCUCUAUUAUGGCAGCCUGAAAAUCUGGCCAUCUUCAAAAAGGGGUUGGACUUGGUUCUGAAGAAGUUUGAACAAGUGAAUAAAGAAUCCAUAUUGAAUGCAAACAAGUCUGAGGAACAGAAAAUUGAAGAAAGCGCGAAAAAAAGGAAGCACGAACUUGAUCAUGAAAGUGAAGGAGUCCGGAAGAAGCCAACCAACUCGAAUGGCGCGAAUGGAGUACCCAACGGUGCGAUUAACGGAGCGACAAAUCCGCAUAAUGAACGUAAGCGGAGGCUCGAUUCUGCCGCUGAGGAGUCGGGCCCUCGGAAGAAGAGAGGAAACGGCAAUACGUUUUUCCCGAAGUUCCUGUCCAGUCCCAAUCUGUUCGAACUCCAGCUUCGAGAUCCAGAAUUCCGCCGUCAGAUCCUGGCGCAAUCUUGCAUAAUAUUGCAGUACAUUUCAAUGAUGUCUCAAGAUGAGAAGGAUCGAAUGGCAAAACAGCUGGUGGACAACCCUACUAUCUUGAACAAAUCCGUUCAAGUUCCUUACACGCUUACCCCAGAAGACGAAACAUGGGUCAAAGAAACGCGAGCCCGAAUUUUCUCUGCUUGCGAAGCAAUGACGCCUGGCGGGAGGCAAUUUUCAAAACUGCUGCUAACAGUGAUAACUCACGAACGCAACUGGAUUGAGUGGAAGAAUCGGUCAUGCCAGCCGUUUGAGUUACCACCCGUCGAUAUUACGGCCGGAGUGAAGAAGCCGAAGUUACCUGGUUCCGAGACUGUUCGACGGGCCACCUGGCUCGGAAAUGAUGCAAUGACUUCCCUAUGGGCGAAAGGGGAACAGGUCGAAGACAUUUUGCGGAAUCCAAACAGAAAACGGUCAAUCCCCAAGUUUCAGGAUGCCAUCGCUAUGCUUGAUGAGCAGCUUGACGAGAAAGGCGAGCUGACCGGCGGCAUUGAAGCUGAGUAUGCGCUUCACACGGACAUGGUAAGUCGGACCCAGUGUUACCCCACAUGAGCGUUUUCCUUGACUCUAACAGAUUUACUCCCUCCCUGCCCUUCUCCCCCACCUGCUCCUUCAGAGAUACAACUGGCGCCUGUAUCGUAUAGCGCUCCGGGAUAACUUGAGCCUAUUCCAGGGGACGAUUCCCAAGCUCGGUGCUCGUCUUGAGGAGAUGCAGAUUGAAAACAAGGCGCCUGGUCGAAGCUUAGUUCUUG